Stomoxys calcitrans (stable fly) is the source of this 2481-nucleotide messenger RNA. RefSeq names its product E3 SUMO-protein ligase ZBED1-like. Gene Ontology annotation, molecular function: protein dimerization activity; DNA binding. Lineage: Eukaryota; Metazoa; Arthropoda; Insecta; Diptera; Muscidae. The record is from RefSeq and is a predicted model, not a curated record. Bases 343 to 2220 code for a protein of 625 amino acids. The transcript is spliced from 2 exons.
GUCGUUCCGGUCCGAACUAGUACCAAUGAACGACUCACAACAUGGAACGACCGGUACUAGUUCCAUCUCUUUCGCUCUCAUAGUUCCAUAGUUCCAUUUCUAUUUUCAUUUCAUUUCCAAUUUGGUUCCAUCGGUUCUACUCAACUCUUUCAUUUCAACAUUAGUAUAUCGACAGCUGUUCGAUAGCGAUGAUUUUUAUUUUCUUGUCAGUCAUUCGGUUAAACUUGUCUUCGUAAGUCGUGUUGGUCUUGGUAAUGAAAGAAGAAAAAAAAACGAAAAAACGGCUUUCUUCAAAGAAAAUAAAGUGAAAAUUCAAAAUUCGUGAAAGAAUUCCAAAAACAGAUGGCUGAAAAAAGAAAAUCCAGUGCUAUUUGGGCUCAUUUUGAAGAAAUUGCCACGGAAAAGGCAAAAUGCAAAUAUUGCAAAAACAUUCUCAGCAUUGCCUCGGGUUCAAUUGGGAACCUUAGUCGGCAUAUGAAAAGGAAACAUCCUCUAAUACCAAUAAAAGUGGAAAGGCAAACCCAAUCUAUUAUCCACGAUUUGGAGAGUAACAUUAUAGACCAGCAACAAUCAACUAAUAUUGCCAAAACUGCGUCAAGUGUUGAUAUCGUUGAUAUUACUAACAAUUCUGGCAGCAUAGCUUCAAAUGCAAGAACUCAAUCAAACAUAACUCAAUUCCUCCAAAAGCCACCGCCAGCUCGCAAAGUGGAGAAGAUAGACCUACAACUUCUAAAAAUGAUAGUUAAAGGGCACCACGCAUUCAGACUUGUUGAAGAGCCUGAAUUCAAAAUCCUUUUGGAAUUGGUUUCCCGUUGUCCAAAUUAUACAUUGCCGUCUAGAAAAAAAGUUUCGAAUGUGUUGUUGUUAAGCACCUACAAUGAUGUCUUAGAUGAUGUUAAAAUUCAAAUUCAAUCUGCGUCUGCUGUAUGCCUCACUACUGAUGGAUGGACAUCCAGAUCCCAUUGUAGCUACUUGGCUGUAACAGCACAUUAUAUUAACAACAAUACCGAAAUGAGAGCACAUUUGCUAUCGUGUGUAGAAUUCAAUGAAAGGCAUACUGCUGAGAAUCUGGCUGCUUGCAUAAAGGAACUUUGUAUAGAGUUCGGUAUUUUGAAUAAAGUGUCUGCAGUUGUGACUGACAAUGCAUCAAAUAUAGUGGCUGCAAUCCGAGCAGGAAAUUGGCGUUGGGUUGGGUGUUUUGCACAUUCACUUAAUUUGGUAGUUCAAAACUCAUUACAUCCAAUAGACAGCAUAUUGAAAAAAGUAAGAAAAAUUGUUACUUUUUUUCAUAAAAGUUCCAAUGCACUAAAAAAGUUAUAUGAAAAUCAACGACAGGGCACACAAACACCACUCAAGUUAAAACAUGAUGUUGAAACCGGGUGGAACUCCACAUACGAAAUGCUGCAAAGGAUUUUUAAUCUAAAAGAUGCAGUAAUUACAACGCUAUCAUUGAUUAGACCUGAUCUCUUGUUUCCACUGGAAGAAUGGGACUUAAUAGAGGAAAUUUUGCCCAUACUGAAACCUUUCUAUCAAAUGACAAUGGACAUUUCAGCAGAAAAAAGUGUUACUUUGUCAAAAGUUUUGGUAUUAUGUAACAUUUUGGAGCAGACCAUUUCAAAAAUUACUUCUACUAAUUCUAUUAUUUCUAACAUGUUGACAAUACUGAGGAAUGACUUAAACACAAGAUUUGGAAGCUAUGAGAGAAACUACCUCUAUGCUGAGAGCGCGCUACUUGAUCCCCGCUUCAAGCGCAGAGCAUUUAAAAGCGAAGGUUCUUACGAUUUUGCUGUACAACAAUUGAGGGAAAGGAUAAUCCGCAUAAGAUUGCCAGACGUUGAUAUAAAUAACAAUUCUGAAAGCGCAAAGCUUUCACCUCAAAACGAUGACCUUGAUGAGCCGGAUUACUGGAAAUUCUUUGACGAACAAUAUAAAAACAAUACUAAGACUGAAAACAACACGGCAGCGGCCAUAAAAGAAUUGGAUAAAUACUUAAAGGAGGACUAUAUAGGACGAAAAUUGGAUCCUUUAAAAUGGUGGAACUUGAUGAAAAAUGUGUAUCCACGACUAUAUAUCCAUGUCUUGAAAAGAUUAUGCAUUACUGCAACAUCGGUACCAUGUGAGCGAAUCUUUUCCGCAACGGGACAGAUAAUUAGUGAAAGAAGAACCCAUCUAAAACCAUCGAAGGUAGAAAAAGUUGUAUUUCUACAUAACAAUAUGUAAAAAAAUUAUCGAAAAUUGUUUUUUUUUUUUCAUUUAGUCUACAUGUGUAAAGACAUAUUUUAUACUUUGCAAAGUAUUUACAAGAUCUCAAUUAUUUUUACUAAAAAUUGUCUAAGAGGCUAAAGUGCUGAUUAAAAAUUGGACACAAGACUGUAUAGCUUUUGAAAAAUGUUUACUGGCAUUAAAAAUGAAAUAUUAAACUUAAAAAUACAUAAAAGAUAUGAAUAUGCAAUUUAAUUUCUAAAAUUUAAGUCUUAAAAU